CCCCAAACUCCCUGCCAGCCCAUCCAAUUCAUCCAAUCCACCCUCUAUCCCCGUUAACUCUCUCACGGCGUGACCCAUUGACCCGUCCUCGUCCGCCCACCAUCCCAACACCCGGGGCCCUCGACCACCCAAACCCGAACCCGAACCGAACAAAACCAAACCAAACCAACCCACCCAUCCACUUCAUAAACAUUCACCAUGGCCGGAGGUGCAGCCAAAUUCCGCCACUUGAGCCGCAAGUCGUCUCACCGUCAAGCACUCCUCCGGAACUUGGUGACGUCCCUCUUCAAGCACGAAUCCAUCACAACCACCUGGGCCAAGGCGAAGGAGGCGCAACGACUCGCCGAGCAGUUGAUCACCUUGGGCAAGAAGAAUACUGAAGCCAGUCGGAGACGCGCAUUGUCGACGUUUUAUACCCCCCACGAAAUCCUCCCAAAACUCUUCGGUCCUCUGCGGGAACGCUACGCUGAACGCCCAGGUGGAUAUACGCGCGUGCUCCGCGUCGAGCCCAAGAAGGAUGAUCAGGCCGCCAGUGCGAUCCUCGAACUGGUGGACGGACCCAAAGAUAUGCGGUUUGCGUUGACGGCACGCACCGUGGCCAGACAACGGGCGCAGGGCCUGGAGACGCUCAAUGAACUCACCACUAUGAAUGUGAACAAGGUGACGCGCUUCAGGAAAGGCGGCGUGGCGGAUCUGGAGCGUGAGAUCAAGCGCUUGGAGAUUACGGAACAUGGUCGGGAGGAGGACAAGGCGAAGUCCGCCAAGCCUGCGAAGCAAUAAAGGCGCGAUGGGUUGGGGGCAUUUCUUGUAUCUGUAUUAUCUUACCGCCGUGUUUCAUGUUUCAUCCAGUUGGCCAUCAUGAGUGUAAUUCUAGCUGUUCCCUCAUCUCUGUCCGCACGUACCGUCGAGAUCAUCUAAGAGGUGGAGUCAUAC
Aspergillus ibericus CBS 121593 is the source of this 933-nucleotide messenger RNA. RefSeq names its product mitochondrial 54S ribosomal protein bL17m. Gene Ontology annotation, biological process: translation. Gene Ontology annotation, cellular component: ribosome; mitochondrial large ribosomal subunit. The coding region runs from base 199 to 780 and encodes 193 amino acids. Lineage: Eukaryota; Fungi; Ascomycota; Eurotiomycetes; Eurotiales; Aspergillaceae. The transcript is spliced from 2 exons. Gene Ontology annotation, molecular function: structural constituent of ribosome. The record is from RefSeq and is a predicted model, not a curated record.